CUCGUUAAACAAAUAGCAUUGCCUACCUUAAGGCAUUAAAGCUACAAGUGCUUGUACAACAAAAAAAGCGGUGUGUGUUUAGGCAUUUAAGUUUUUGUACUUUCUUCUGGCCUGUUGCAUAUUUUUAUCAGCCACUUUGAAGUCCCUAAGCAGCAACAUAGGGCUCGCGGAGACCGCUCUAUUGGACAUAAUGGCUGCCAAUAUACAACAGCAGCGCUUAAUUAACGAACAAUUAAGACGCGAAGUUGAGAUAUCACGUGCCCGGGUCUCAGAGUCCUCUAUGCUGAUGAUAAAAUACAUGUCCGAGCAUGAAAACGAGGAUUGUCUAUUAACCGGUUUUACCAGUCAAAAACUAAAUCCGUUUAGGGAAAAAAGUUCCUGCAGUGUUUUGUAAAUUGUAGCAAAAAACAAAAGAAACUAUUAUCAACAGUUCCUAAACACUUCUAUUAGCGGAUUUUCAAAGCGUCCAGGCACUUUAAAUACAUGGAACUCAAUUAUUUAUUGGUAGCAUUAUAUUUAUACAUAUUUAAAAAAUAU
Messenger RNA from Calliphora vicina (urban bluebottle blowfly), 537 nucleotides. Its product is annotated as guanine nucleotide-binding protein subunit gamma-1-like. Gene Ontology annotation, biological process: G protein-coupled receptor signaling pathway. Gene Ontology annotation, molecular function: G-protein beta-subunit binding. Gene Ontology annotation, cellular component: heterotrimeric G-protein complex. The record is from RefSeq and is a predicted model, not a curated record. Bases 191 to 394 code for a protein of 67 amino acids. The transcript has a single exon. NCBI's taxonomy places the organism in Eukaryota, Metazoa, Arthropoda, Insecta, Diptera, Calliphoridae.